ACCGUUAGCUAACAGCUUCGGUUAGCUACAGUAACGUAAGCAUUCUAGCUGAUGUCUAGCUUAAGCUACCACUACGAGCCCAGUUACUUCUGCGAGCCACCUAAUAAAUUAGUUCUCCUCGCACCUCUUCCUUAAUCGCUUCGGCAUUUGAAAAAUGUCUGCAGACGUCUAAUUCAAGCCAUAUAUUUUCUCCUCUGAGUUUGUUUUGGUUAGAGUUCAACUGGCUGACUAGUCUGACAAGGGUCAUGUCAUCAGAACAACUUUAUGUUCCUGCCCCUGCUGGAGAGUCAAACCUCCAGCUCCUCUGGAACACACAGACAUGUUCCUAUCAAUCCGCUCAGCCGCUCUGUGUCCUGGAGCUCCUCGCUUGCCAACAGUUUCCACUCUGGAGGCACAGAGACCGACCAACAUUCUGGCAUGCACACCAGCAUCAGCGAGAUCCUGAAGGAGAAGAGCCUGAAGCCAUCUCGCCGCAGCCUGCCCUGCCUGGCCCAGAGUCAGACUCAUCCAAUCAACCUCAACCACUUCCUGUCUGUGCCGCUGAGCCCGGAGCCCAAACCAGAAGUUGAGGUUCUGAGUCAAAGCAUCAGCACCUCCUGCAGCCUCCUCCCCCCUCAGACAGAAGAUGGCAAGGAUCACUACGUGGAGGAGUCAGAGGCGACUACGUGUGAAACUAAGGCAGACGAGUCAUUUCUGCUACAAAAGCCUGUCACCCGUGCUAAAUUAGAGGCCCGAACAGAUUCACUUCAGCAGGCCUGUGCAUCAAUGCAUCUAAAAUCCAGAGGUGAAACAUUGUUGCUACAGGGAAAGAAUCCAGCUGGUUCCUCUGGGCUGUUUUUCCGAGAUGGGAAAAAGCGUAUUGACUACAUCCUGGUUUACAAGAAGUCCAGUCCACAGGUGGAAAAGAGGUGCACCUUUGAGAAGAAUUUACGGGCUGAGGGUCUAAUGUUGGAGAAGGAGCCCUCUUUGACGAACAACGACAUCAUGUUUGUGAAGGUCCAUGCUCCUUGGGAUACGCUUUGCAAAUAUGCAGAGCAGAUGAACAUCCGAAUGCCUUUCAGAAAAAAAUGUUACUUCACAGACUGGAAGAGCAAAACCUUGGGCAGCAGGUUUCAUCUAAGAUGUCGUCAGAUAAAAAGCUGGCUUCCAAGAAAUCCAAUGAAGCUAGACAAAGAGGCCUUGCCUGACCUGGAGGAAACUGACUGCUACACAGCCCCCUUCAGCAGAGCACGCAUGCAUCACUUCACUAUCAACAAUAGAGAGACCUUCUUUUCCAAUUCCACCAGAAGCCGAAUAGUCCAUCAUGUCCUGCAGCGCACGAAGUAUGAGGAUGGAAAACCAAAGAUGGGUAUCAACCGGUUAUUGGGCAACAACACGUACGAGGCAGCAUUUCCUCCUCAUGAGGGUGGUUAUAAAAGCAGACACCCAAUUAAGACGCACGGUGCCCAGAAUCAUAGGCAUCUUCUGUACGAGCGCUGGGCCCGCUGGGGAAUCUGGUACAAAUACCAGCCUCUGGACCUCAUCAGGCGGUACUUUGGUGAGAAAAUUGGUCUUUAUUUUGCGUGGUUGGGCUGGUACACUGGCAUGUUGAUCCCUGCCGCCCUGGUUGGUGUUUUUGUCUUUCUCUAUGGUCUCUUCACGAUGGACUCUAGCCAAGUAAGUAAAGAGAUUUGUGAAGCCAACACUACCAUCAUGUGUCCUAUGUGUGAGGAGACCUGUGAGCCGUGGACGCUGAGUGACAGUUGUGUCUACGCGAAGGUGACCCAUCUGUUUGAUAAUGGCGGGACUGUGUUCUUUGCUAUCUUCAUGGCUAUUUGGGCCACAGUAUUCCUGGAGUUCUGGAAAAGGAGGAGGGCAGAACUGACUUAUGACUGGGAUCUCAUUGAUUGGGAGGAGGAGGAGGAGGAGCUGAGGCCUCAAUUCGAAGCCAAGUACUCCAGGGUGGAGAGAGUCAACCCCAUCUCCGGCAAACCUGAGCCUUUCCAGCCCUUCUCAGACAAACUCAGCCGGCUCAUGGUGUCUGUGUCCGGAAUAUUCUUCAUGAUUUCCCUCGUUCUGACAGCCGUGUUUGCUGUGGUGGUUUUCCGUCUCAUUGCGAUGGAGAAAUUUGCUUCCUUCAACUGGUAUUUUGUGAAGAAGAACUGGCAGUUUGCCACCUCUGGCACUGGUGUCUGCAUCAACUUUAUGAUCAUCAUGUCUCUCAACUUGGUGUACGAGAAGGUGGCCUAUCUGCUGACAAAUUUAGAGCACCCACGGACAGAGUCUGAGUGGGAGAACAGCUUUGCUCUGAAGAUGUUCCUGUUCCAGUUCGUAAAUUUGAACAGCUCUACAUUUUACAUUGCUUUCUUUCUCGGAAGGUUUGCUGGCAGGCCUGGAAAUUACAAUAAACUCUUUAAGCGAUGGAGAUUGGAGGAGUGUCACCCAAGUGGCUGCUUGAUUGAUCUGUGCCUGCAAAUGGGAGUCAUCAUGUUCUUCAAACAAAUCUGGAACAACUUCAUGGAGCUCGGUUAUCCUUUGCUGCAGAACUGGUGGUCUCGCAGGAAGAUGAAGAAAGUAGGUGGUGGAGGGCAGAAUGUAGAGAAUAAAGCUCAGCUUCCACAGUGGGACAAAGACUGGAAUUUGCAGCCAAUGAAUGCCCAUGGACUGGUGGAUGAAUACCUUGAAAUGGUCCUCCAGUUUGGCUUCACCACCAUCUUUGUAGCAGCGUUCCCUCUGGCUCCUCUCCUGGCUCUGCUCAACAACAUCAUUGAGAUUCGUCUUGACGCCUACAAGUUUGUGACUCAGUGGAGGAGACCCAUGCCUGCCCGAGCCACAGACAUAGGGAUCUGGCAUGGGAUUCUCGAAGGUAUCGGCGUGUUGGCAGUCAUCACCAACGCCUUCGUCAUUGCUAUCACCUCAGACUACAUCCCCCGCUUUGUCUACGCAUUCAAAUAUGGACCGUGUGUGGACAAGGGACACCACCAUGAGGAUGAGUGUUUGCGAGGCUACAUGAACAGCAGCCUGUCUGUGUUUGACAUGGGCGAGAUGAAGAACAGCAGCCAGUCCAGAUACUGCAGGUACAGAGACUACAGAGCACCGCCCUGGAGCUCAGUGCCGUACGAAUUCACCCUGCAGUUCUGGCACGUCUUGGCUGCCAGGCUGGCCUUCAUCAUCGUCUUUGAGCACCUGGUGUUUGGGAUCAAGUCCUUCAUAGCGUACCUCAUUCCGGACAUGCCAAAGGAUCUCUGUGAUCGUAUGAGGAGGGAGAAGUACCUGAUGCAGGAGAUGAUGUACGAAGCAGAACUAGAGCACCUGCAGAAGGAGAGAAAGAAGAAAGGACGGCGUUAUCACCAUGAGUGGCCUUAGCUUUACCCACCACUUCUCCACUACACACCGCACAGCCCUCAACUCACAGGCAUGUCCUCCCCAGCCUGCUUAUUUAUGUGUUUUAGCUUUGAGAGUCUAGCUCCACUCGGCUGAUUCUAUACACCAAAGACACCCCCGUUUAGUAACCAGAUCCUUCCCCAAAACUGUCUGGCUUCAGGCUCUGACCCUCGCCAUCUGUUCCACAUCCAGUGUUGGGCUGCUCUUCUGGCCCCACCCCGCUCCUCCUCGAGCCCUCACCUGGCUUCAUCCAGCAGGUUGCCCUUGGAUCUGUGCUGUGUCAUAGCUUCACUGGAAAACCCUGUGCAAUUGUAAUGUUUACUAUGCAGAUCAAGGGCUGCAGAUCACCACUGUUCACCCAUCCUACAUUCUCUCUCUCUGUGUGUGGCAGCUAGCUCUCCGCAUGGCUGCGUUUUUCUCCCGUGAGCAUUAGCAGAGCCGUUCUGCUGCUAAUGUGAUAGAGCUACUAUGGCACUUAGCAUUUCUUGUUGCAAAAGUGAUUCUGGUGAUGUGGCUACCAAAUACAAUGGACACUGUUGUUGCAAAGCGACUGUAUAUUGUCCCUGAAGCAUGCUGAUCAAUAUUUGCAGCUAUAUGGUGAACUGCGAAGAGAAUAAAAUUAAGACAACUGCACACAUCCUGUAGGAUGUUAACAUCUAUUCUGUACAUUCUCUAUGAAAUCAUAUCAAGUGCAUGGUGAUAUUGUUUUGUAUCUUUUGAUAGACAAAGUCGCUGUGUUGAUGCCUGGUUCACAUGUGUCUGUACUCAGUGCAAGCUAAAUGUCAAUCUCCGUCUGUGCUACUGCUGAGCUUGACUUUCUUGAGUGGAGGAAAUGUGAACUUAGUGCAAUUAGAUUGUGCCUACUGCUCACCACAAUUGUGUCACGAACAUCACAUGUGCCUGUUUGUGCUGCACAUGCUUUUUCAAGUGCAAGAAAUGUUCUCUUUCCUCAUUCUGUUGUCUGAUCUUCUGUUAACUCUCUGAACUCUCCUGUUUGGAUUUGCUUUGGAUGUGAGUCCCACCACAGUACCUACUCGGGUCUCAGCUAAUGGCUCUGAAACAUGUCGACGGUGUACGUUGUAAUGUGACUCCCACCAUUAACAAUGUAUACAUGCACGCAGGUACUGCAAAUCUGCUCUUCCGUUCUGUGCUCGCAGCCUGUUUUUCAUUUGUUGUUGGAAGCCCUGAAGCGUGGUUGAAACUUGGAUCACUUAGACAUACCUGUGGCUUGGGUGUUCAAGUUUACAAAGAACAUCCAACCACUGUUCGUCACUCACAGCACACCAACAUAUUUCAGUUUGGGUCCUUUGCUAACUAAGCACACAGUCAGAUGCAGUGUCGGCUGCUUUCGGACCUUUUAUUGAUGUGAAACCUAGAAAUUCGGUUUUGUUAAACGCAGAGUCAUGACAUUGCCUUUACUUGUGGUCAGUUCUGAUGUCAUGGAUUACAGAACUCAGGAAAACAGGCAGCAUGUGCGAAGUAUCCAUCUGUGAAUCUGAGUCAGAAUCAUAAUCAUUUCCUGUUUCAUUCACGAUGAGAUGGAGAGUCGUGUAGUGCGUGGAGUAAACAGUAUUAAUGAGGAGUGUUUUCAUUUUGUAGGUGAUGAGAACUUCAACAUCAGCCCAAGACCUUCCAUACAGGUCAUGUUGAUCAUAUGAUGUUUGAUACGAUUUAGAGUUAACGACAUUAUGCACAGUAAACGUGAAAGUUACAUGAACCUAACACCUGAAGGUAAAGAAUAUCACUACCCUGAAUGCAUUGCACAACACUGAAAAAACUAUUCAUUAUUUAAAAAUAAGUGUACAUUAUUUAAAUUAGUUUAGUUAUGUUGCAUUGUAUAUACAUUUUAUUAUAUGUGGAAUGUUUUUAUACUUUUUAUUUUGUGCUAUCAGUAUGAGUUUACCUGUUUUCAUCCUCAGAUAAACAAAGUAAUGUCCACAUUUCUCAGGUGUCUUAUGAAUGUUUGCAGAUGAUAAACUUUUUAUCAUAUUUUCUAAAAUCCUGCUUUUUUAAAUUAUAUUUUUGCACUGGUAGUGCAUUCGCAUGACUAUUAUGCACACUCACAGUUAAAGCAUGUUUUUUAAUUUUAAAAUUUUAAAAUAUUGAAAAUCAUGGAAUACCAUCAUGGGGACAUAUGAUGCAGGUCGUAAGAUGUAAUGAUGCUUUCAGUUCAUAACGUUCAAUCCAGUGAUUCAAACAAGUGUUUUUAAAACAUAUUCCAAUACUAAAGAAAUUACUCCGGGUUUUCAGAAUAUCUUCCCUGCUAUGUGAACACUGAAAAUCUAUGCAUGUUGUUAUCCUUGAGUGCUAUGUUGAUUUUGAACAAAUGCAGAUGUAAAUGUACUGGUACAUUGGUACUGUAAAGUAUGCAUGACCUAACAUCUGCCUUGAGCAGAGCUAACUUCUGUACAGUUGUUAACAGCGUCUUAAACAUAUCACCUCCGCUUUUCAGUGUUGAACAUGACAAGACAUUGUGUUUCUUGAUUUGACAGAAUUUUAUACUGUAAGAUAAUUUUCUAAAUAACAUCUUAGACUCUAGACUAAUUUCUAUAAUCUGGCCUGGACUGAAUUUAAGAGUCUGAUCAAACGAAACAUGUCAAUCCUCAAAUUUGCUCUGUUUGAACAGUCAACUGGGAAUUAGUAUAAUGUUUACCUCCUGACAGCUGAAGUGUUUAACUUUAUGGGAUUGGUUGGGAGAGUUAUGAAUGAAUAACUACAUAACCUUGAAUGUUUGACUUGCCCAGCUACUACUAAUUUCCAGAUGGAUCUUUGUCCUGUUAUCUUCUCUUCUCUGGCAGCAUCGGUGUCCCUUCUCACUAAUACAAAUACUGCGCGGUGGUGGAAAGGUGUCUCAUGCCUUUCACUGUUGGCAAUAGCACAAUAUGGGUAUUGCAUAAUAAGUUAUUAUGGCAUGACCUUGCACAUCUCUGAAAACAUUGCAGUCUAGAGGGGGAUUAUGCUUUCUGUUCUAUGCUAUGCCUCCUAAUAGGAUUGUGCUUGAGCAAGUGAUGUGUGACUUGACGUGGAAGCACGGUGAUGUUAGACCAUAGAUUUAACUGCAUAAUAGGAUGGUAUCAGUUGUGACAUGAAGUAUAUCAAUGACAUUGUUGACUUCGUUCCUGUUUACAUGUAAAAACAUAUUGAAAUGUAUAAAAAUAAUGUAACAUAAAAUAAUUUGGAUAUCACUUUUUUCUGUAAUAAAUCAUGGAUUGUAUCUUUUAAAUCAAA
Messenger RNA from Micropterus dolomieu (smallmouth bass), 6591 nucleotides. Its product is annotated as anoctamin-3-like. Gene Ontology annotation, molecular function: protein dimerization activity; chloride channel activity. The record is from RefSeq and is a predicted model, not a curated record. Gene Ontology annotation, cellular component: plasma membrane. Lineage: Eukaryota; Metazoa; Chordata; Actinopteri; Centrarchiformes; Centrarchidae. Bases 265 to 3345 code for a protein of 1026 amino acids. The transcript is spliced from 26 exons. Gene Ontology annotation, biological process: chloride transmembrane transport.